AUCUGGUUUGCUACAUUAAAUUCAUAUAUGACCGUAUUUGAGAAAAGGUUCAUAUUUCAGAGGCCCCUAGCUGUCUCCCAAUAUUUGUUUCACCGUCUUCCACAGUAAUGGAAUUCUCUCCAGCGACAUGAUUAUCUAGAGUUUAAAAACUACAUUUCCCAAGCUCCCUUGCAGCUGUGUAUGGCCAUGUAGCCAAGUUCUGACCAAUGAGAAGUGAGUGGAAGUGGCGUAUGCAACUUUCAGUUUGCGCUUUUAGAGGGAGGGGCAAGAUUUUCUUCCGGAAUAUUUCCUCUUUCUGGCUAACUGGGAUGGAAAUAUGGGGAUAGCAAGAGCAACAACUUAGGAAGGAGCAGCAGCAACAUGGAAGGAGCCUGGGCCUUUGAUAUCAGUGAACUACCUGAUGAGCUCUCGGUUGCUUAUGCAGAGCCAUUAAGUGUCUCAGAGCUCAGCAUCCUAGAACACUUUGAGCAAGAUGUCAGUCCUGGGGUGCCAACCUCAUCCAUCUCCAUUUGUCCAAAAUUGGUGACCCAGAGGACAGGUGCAACCCUGGAAGCUCCAAACAUCAGAGCCUGUCCUGUGGCCAUCUAGGGCCCCUCACAGGGUCUGGCUGAGGCUCACACAGGACCAAUAUCACACCUGCCUUAUGCUCAUGUCAGAGCCUACUGUGACCAACCUCAGACCCUAGAUGGUGCCACUCUUAUGCCCUCCUGAAGCAGGACACUCUUAUGUCCUGAAUGACACCUGAGACAACACACAGAGCCCUCUCGGCACCAAACAUGACUUUAAUAUUCUCCUGGUGUCAAGUUCAGUGCCAACUUCUUUCCCAUCCUCGCGUAUACCUGGGGGCAGUCCCAAAGCCAGCACGAUGCCUCCCCUCUCUGGCCGUACCUGAUGCAGAUAUCAGAACCCGCUAGUGUCAUCCCUGUGUCCACUGCUGAUGCCAGUCUCAGCACCCAUCUCCUGCUAAGCCUGGCCUGCUCUUGAAUCCCAAGAUGAUCUAGGCCAGAAAAUGAAGGGGGACGAGGAGAGAGUUCACAUCCCAGCUCCCUCACUUACUCCCUGUGUGACCUCACUCAAGAGGAUUUAUGGAGUCUAGAUCUGCUCGUCUUCAAAAUGAGGAUGAUGAUGAACCAACCUCAUUGUUACAAAGAUUCAACCAGGUCAUACACACCUAGACUUGAUCUUCCCAUAUGCGACCGUGCUCACCAAAGGGCAGUAUAAAGGUAAACCACCCCAGCCAUCACCAUCUAUCAUCCCACUGCCACCAUGCUGGCCUCAGGGCUGCUCCUGGUGGCCUUGCUGGCCUGCCUGACUGUGAUGGUCUUGAUGUCUGUCUGGCAGCAGAGGAACAGCAAGGGGAAGCUGCCUCCGGGACCCAUCCCAUUGCCCUUCAUUGGAAACUACCUGCAGCUGAACACAGAGCAGAUGUGCACCUCCCUCAUGAAGAUCAGUGAGCGCUAUGGCCCCGUGUUCACCAUUCACCUGGGGCCCCGGCGGGUCGUGGUGCUGUGCGGACAUGAUGCCGUCAGGGAGGCUCUGGUGGACCAGGCUGAGGAGUUCAGCGGGCGAGGCGAGCAGGCCACCUUCGACUGGCUCUUCAAAGGCUAUGGCGUGGCGUUCAGCAACGGGGAGCGCGCCAAGCAGCUCCGGCGCUUCUCCAUCGCCACCCUGCGGGACUUCGGCGUGGGCAAGCGCGGCAUCGAGGAGCGCAUCCAGGAGGAGGCGGGCUUCCUCAUCGAGGCCCUCCGGGGCACGCACGGCGCCAAUAUCGAUCCCACCUUCUUCCUGAGCCGAACCGUCUCCAAUGUCAUCAGCUCCAUUGUCUUUGGGGACCGCUUUGACUAUGAGGACAAAGAGUUCCUGUCACUGCUGCGCAUGAUGCUGGGAAGCUUCCAGUUCACGGCAACCUCCACCGGGCAGCUCUAUGAGAUGUUCUCUUCGGUGAUGAAACACCUGCCAGGACCACAGCAACAGGCCUUUAAGGAGCUGCAGGGGCUGGAGGACUUCAUAGCCAAGAAGGUGGAGCACAACCAGCACACGCUGGAUCCCAAUUCCCCACGGGACUUCAUCGACUCCUUUCUGAUCCGCAUGCAGGAGGAGGAGAAGAAACCCAACACGGAGUUCUACAUGAAGAACCUGGUGCUGACCACGCUGAAUCUUUUCUUUGCGGGCACCGAGACCGUCAGCACCACCCUGCGCUACGGCUUCCUGCUGCUCAUGAAACACCCAGAGGUGGAGGCCAAGGUCCAUGAGGAGAUUGACAGAGUGAUCGGCAAGAACCGGCAGCCCAAGUUUGAGGACCGGGUCAAGAUGCCCUACACGGAGGCAGUGAUCCACGAGAUCCAAAGAUUUGGAGAUGUGAUCCCCAUGAGUUUGGCCCACAGGGUCAUCAGGGACACCAAGUUUCGGGAUUUCUUCCUCCCUAAGGGCACCGAAGUGUUCCCUAUGCUGGGCUCCGUGCUGAAAGACCCCAAGUUCUUCUCCAACCCCCAGGACUUCAACCCCCAGCACUUCCUGGAUGAGAAGGGGCAGUUUAAGAAGAGUGAUGCUUUUGUGCCCUUUUCCAUCGGAAAGCGGAACUGUUUCGGAGAAGGCCUGGCCAGAAUGGAGCUCUUUCUCUUCCUCACCACCAUCAUGCAGAACUUUCGUUUCGAGUCCCCCCAGUCGCCUAAGGACAUCGAUGUGUCCCCCAAACACGUGGGCUUUGCCACGAUCCCACGAAACUACACCAUGAGCUUCCUGCCCCGCUGAGGGAGGGCUGUGCUGGUGCACAGCUGGUGGGCGGGGCCCGGGAAAGGGCGGGGGCAGGGGCGGGGCUAAGAAUGGGGGCAGGAUGGGGGAAAGGAAGGGGCGACGUGGUUAGAGGGAAGAGAAGAAACAGAAGGGGCUCAGUUGACCUUGAUGAUGUCCUUCAGAGCUGGGAUGAGAGGAAGGGAAACCUUACAGUAUGCUAUGAAGAGUAGUAAUAAUAGUAUCUCUUAUUUCCUGAA
This is a messenger RNA of Cercocebus atys (sooty mangabey), 2990 nucleotides long. RefSeq names its product cytochrome P450 2A13 (gene CYP2A13). Gene Ontology annotation, molecular function: oxidoreductase activity, acting on paired donors, with incorporation or reduction of molecular oxygen, reduced flavin or flavoprotein as one donor, and incorporation of one atom of oxygen; heme binding; iron ion binding. Bases 1267 to 2751 code for a protein of 494 amino acids. Gene Ontology annotation, biological process: coumarin metabolic process; xenobiotic metabolic process. The transcript has 11 exons. Gene Ontology annotation, cellular component: cytoplasm; intracellular membrane-bounded organelle. The record is from RefSeq and is a predicted model, not a curated record. Lineage: Eukaryota; Metazoa; Chordata; Mammalia; Primates; Cercopithecidae.